CUUGCAGGCCGCUUUACCUCUUUUCUCUGCUAAAUCAGGGAGGGGAGGCUUUCUUAUCACCCUCUGUUUUUAAAGUCAUUUCUGUUAAACGAAAUUGCAGAAGAUUAAAAAUUGAACAAAAUGGUGGUGGAGUUAAUGACAGAGAUCUAGCAGUAUGAUUCUGCUAAAAGGCACAGUGGUGUUCAGAGGCCAACAUUACCACCGCAGUGCUAUUGGCACAGCCCUGACUUGUCAAUUGUCAUCUGGCAUCGGGAGAAAACCAACUGUGACCAACCUCUUCUGUAAAAGGGCCCUAUGUGUAGCUGAAUUACUCCAACCCUGCCUUCCCAAUCUGUAAGAGAAGAGGAGGAAGGGAAGUGUUGCAAGCCUGUUGCUACUGUCACGCAGCAGCAGACUGAGCUGUUUGUGUGGCUGGAAUCCUGCCGCAUCAGCUGCUGCACGAGUUUAAUUGAAUUUGGAGGAUGAAGUCCAGCCUAAUGCAUCUGGUUCCCCCAGUGAGUAGGUACAGAGUAAUCUCCCAGUUUCCCAAGUGGUAUACACCUGAGGCCUGUCUGCAGUUCAAAGAGCACUUCCAUGCCCAGGUCAGGGCUGCUUGUCAGCAGAGCGCUGGAACAGCAGGGCUGAAAGUAGCCAAAGUGGUUGUGGUAGGAGACCUGUAUGUUGGGAAAACCAGCCUUAUCAACAGAUUUUGUAAAGAUAAUUUUGACCGGGACUACAAGGCCACCAUUGGUGUGGAUUUUGAAAUGGAACGUUUUGAAAUAAUGGGAAUUCCCUUUAAUCUCCAGAUAUGGGACACAGCAGGUCAGGAAAAGUUCAAGUGCAUUGCAUCUGCUUACUACCGAGGAGCAGAGGUUAUAAUAACAGUGUUUGAUCUGGCUGAUAUCCAGACUUUGGAUCACACCAAACAGUGGCUAGAAGAUACAUUGAGGGAGAAUGAGCCAGAUUCCAGUUUCAUCUUUCUAGUUGGAACAAAAAAAGAUUUGGUGUCAGAUGCUGUGUGUGAAAGGACAGAGCUAGAUGCCAUCCGCUUUGCCAAUGAGAUGCAUGCAGAAUACUGGUCGGUUUCAGCCAGAACAGGGGAAAAUGUCAAAGAGUUCUUUUCCCGAGUUGCUGCCUUGGCCUUUGAGCAGUCCAUGAUAAAGGAGCUGGGGAAAACUGCUGGGCAUGUGGCCCAAAUUGGGACGGGAAACCUCAUCAAACUUGAAAAGAGUAUGAUGGGAACCCCAGAAAGCACUGCUCAAGUUAACCGGAGUUGCUGUUAGUUGGCAACUCUUUCUGCAAGCACCAUGCUUCUCUGUUGCCCAGCACAGAGCACCUGCAACAAUGAAAGCUCCCAAAUGAAAAAUAGAAAGUUUUAUUUCAGGAAAUGAAA
Dryobates pubescens (Downy woodpecker) is the source of this 1372-nucleotide messenger RNA. It is a transcript of the gene RAB36, whose product is annotated as RAB36, member RAS oncogene family. The coding region runs from base 462 to 1262 and encodes 266 amino acids. NCBI's taxonomy places the organism in Eukaryota, Metazoa, Chordata, Aves, Piciformes, Picidae. The transcript has 13 exons. The record is from RefSeq and is a predicted model, not a curated record. Gene Ontology annotation, molecular function: GTPase activity; GTP binding.